UUGUGACUAAUUCUACUCUAAUGUCUUUUGAAUCGAUCUGAGAUGCGCGGAUUCGAUCGAUGAUUCAGCAUUUGAUUUGUGAAUGAUGCGCAUGCGCACGGCUGGAACUUCCUCUCUACUUGCUUCUUCGCCAUGGCCCCUAUUAAGAAGCAAAGCACAGGUAAAGGUGGUAAGAAGAAGAAGCAGCUCCUGAAGUUCACACUUGACUGCACCCAUCCUGUUGAAGAUGGCAUCAUGGACGCUGCCAACUUUGAGCAGUUUCUUCAGGAGCGUAUAAAGGUGAAUGGAAAAGCCGGCAACCUUGGUGGUGGUGUGGUCUCCAUCGAGAGGAGCAAGAGCAAGAUUACCGUGUCCUCUGAGGUGCCCUUCUCCAAAAGAUACCUGAAAUAUUUGACUAAGAAGUACCUGAAGAAGAACAAUCUCCGUGACUGGCUGCGCGUUGUGGCCAACACCAAGGAGAGCUAUGAGCUGCGCUACUUCCAGAUCAACCAGGAUGAAGAGGAAGAGGAGGAUGAAGAUUAAAUUGACAAUUCAUGUGAUUUUGUACAUUUAAAUAAAUGGGGUUUACAGUACAGAA
Molecule: messenger RNA, 577 nt
Organism: Platichthys flesus (European flounder)
Lineage: Eukaryota; Metazoa; Chordata; Actinopteri; Pleuronectiformes; Pleuronectidae
Product: large ribosomal subunit protein eL22
Exons: 4
Coding region: 133-522 (129 amino acids)
Biological process (GO): cytoplasmic translation
Cellular component (GO): ribosome
Molecular function (GO): structural constituent of ribosome; RNA binding
Source: RefSeq, a predicted model, not a curated record